AUGCUGCUUCUAGCCCAGGACAGCAAAAAGAACUCAAGAGGCUCACUGCCUAUGCUUACCUUUGGUUCUUCGACUAUUUCCAACGAAGAAUUUGUCGGCCUGGCUGUUAACCGGGGCACUCGUGCCAACGCGAGUGCCAUGGGGAUAGAAUCUGCAGCGUUGACAGUUACGCUGAUGGUCCUGGCAUUCUGGGGCAUUUCUACCGAGGUGGCUGUCGGCACCUAUUCCCGAGUUCCCGCUGUUAAGCUGCAAGUCGAAAAGUUACCGCGGCUUUCAACCACGCCGGCUCAUCUGUAA
Messenger RNA from Penicillium mononematosum, 297 nucleotides. RefSeq lists its product as uncharacterized. The record is from RefSeq and is a predicted model, not a curated record. The transcript has 2 exons. NCBI's taxonomy places the organism in Eukaryota, Fungi, Ascomycota, Eurotiomycetes, Eurotiales, Aspergillaceae. Bases 1 to 297 code for a protein of 98 amino acids.